This is a messenger RNA of Impatiens glandulifera, 711 nucleotides long. Its product is annotated as tetraspanin-8-like. NCBI's taxonomy places the organism in Eukaryota, Viridiplantae, Streptophyta, Magnoliopsida, Ericales, Balsaminaceae. The record is from RefSeq and is a predicted model, not a curated record. The transcript is spliced from 2 exons. The coding region runs from base 1 to 711 and encodes 236 amino acids. Gene Ontology annotation, cellular component: plasmodesma; plasma membrane. Gene Ontology annotation, biological process: auxin-activated signaling pathway.
AUGGGCCGUCUCAGCAAUAAUAUUGUGAGGUACCUAAGCUCGGUCGCGUUAUUCCUGUCCAUAUGUGUCCUCUCAAACGGAAUAUGGCUGAGUCGACAAGCCACCACCCAAUGCGAGAUUUUCCUCAACCUACCCUUAGUAACCGUCGCACUUUUCUUCAUAAUAUUAUCUCUGAUGGGUAUGGCCGGAGCCUUCCUUGGUAUUGAUUUGUUACUCUGGAUCAACGUUAUUUCCAUGUUUUUUCUCAUAGUCUUUCUAUUAAGUUUCAACCUAUUCGCGUUUGUCGUGACUAACAAGCCCUACGGAGUGUAUGGUUCCGGAAGGACCGGUACUAUGAUUGGAAAUCAUUGUAAUUGGCUUAAGAAGAGGACAAACAAGAAUUGGAACAAGAUUAGUACAUGUCUUCAAGAAAACAAGAUUUGUGCUAUUAAAAAUAAUGGAAGAAGUAACGCCCUUGGAGACUAUUCUCAGAACUUAACCUCUAUAAUGUCCGGUUGCUGCAAGGUGCCAAAUGAUUGUUCAAAUUCAUCGUCAAGAAAUCCCGAUUGCAGUAAGUGGAGUACUGACCAGAAAGUGUUGUGUUAUGGAUGCGAGUCUUGUAAAGCUGGAUGGAUGAAUAAUAUCAAGUCGAAUUGGAGGAGGGUGACGGGCAUCAAUUUUAUACUGAUCUCCUUUCUCGUUUUGGUAGUCGCCCCUACUACUCCGGUAUAA